Messenger RNA from Mollisia scopiformis, 1176 nucleotides. RefSeq lists its product as uncharacterized. The transcript is spliced from 3 exons. The record is from RefSeq and is a predicted model, not a curated record. Bases 1 to 1176 code for a protein of 391 amino acids. Lineage: Eukaryota; Fungi; Ascomycota; Leotiomycetes; Helotiales; Mollisiaceae.
AUGUACUUUAAUCUCAAUAGUACCACAGUCUACUACUACAGCCUCAUAGUAAACGGAACAUCAUACCUUUACGAUGUCACCAAUCCAAAUCAAAUCGCUAUCACAUCUGCGAAUGGAGAUUCGUUACUCGUCAACUCGACCGGGUUCUAUAUUUUUGGUGCAAAUUGCAAUGGCGCUCUUGCGGUGAACAUCGCCAAUUUCACACAACAGUUGAAUCAGCUAUCAAACACCACAAGUGUUUCGAAACGUUCGGCCGCUCUACAUAAACGACGCGAGACAAGUUUCACUGUCGAUGCGGUCAUAGAAGAUCAAUGCGGCAAUCCUGUCACAGAUAUGAAUCCAGAUUGCGAUGUUGGCACAUCACCUUGUCAAAUCCAACAAGCAAUAUCGGGGAGCUUCGCAUGGACUUGCCAAUUUCCCGGAGCCAACGCCCCAGAAACAAUGUGUGAGAACAGUGUCAACAACGCUCUCAAUUACGUAACACAAGGCGUCGGUGGCCAACUGACUAAUAUAGGAGGCGCGGCAGGGUUCAUCGCAAAGUUUUUCCCUGCAAGUGUCAUUGGGCAACUGAUAUCGAGGCUCGCUGUAGGCUUUGCAGGCCUAGCUGCUGCCGAGUUUAUCAUCGAUGGAUUAGCCGCUCUUGCUCUCGUGGAGAUAGCAAUUGCGGCUGUCGGUCAGGACAAUAUCGCAUACGCUCUUUGUACGAUCCAACAUCUUGACGACCCACCUCUACCUCUGUUAAUCGAUACUUCAUAUCAACAAGUCACCUUGGCAGUGAUCGACUCGGCACCAACACCUACAUUUGAUGCCGGCACAGUGUCAAUUUCGGACCCAGCAUCAACUGGGUGUCCUUGUGUACCAGGAGUCUGUGGAUCUUUUAAUGUGAUCUAUAGUCCUAACUGCGGAGAAGUGGGAGAUUGCGUUUGUGUGACGGAUGCAAAUGGCCAAGGCGUCUGCGUGGAGGACGUUUAUUGCGAUUCUACGACAGCGUGUGCCACCGAUGCCGAUUGCCCUGGAGGUGCAUGCUGGGUUAACAGUUGCUGCGGAGGAGCCAUCUGCGCACCGCUGUCCAACAUAUGCUCGCCAUCGACCAAGCUUCGUCGUAAUGAGUUGCCCUUGCCAAGAGAGCACGAGAAACGAGAUGGUGGAUGUCUCUCAGGAGCGCUGUGCCCGUGA